AUGGACGUCUCUGUGUUGUUGACUCAAAAGGUAAAACUUCGUCCAACUGAAACAAUAGUGGCAUCGCUCGAUGGACAAAUUUUAAAAGAACAGAACGGCGUCAUGAAAAUGGUAUCAAAAAAGUCCGAAGGGUUUGUUGUAGACACCUCGCCAGAUAGCAUCGCGUACAAAAUUGUCGAUUAUGUGUAUUUGGGCUCGCAAGACUGUGUCGCAAGUGAUGUGUAUCUGCACUCUCUUAAUGUCAAAAACAUUUUGUGUGUUGCACCACAAAUCCCACGUCUGUACCCGACUCAAUUUAACUACAAAAACUGUGAAAUUCUCGACCUCCCCUCUUUCGACAUCUCCGCUGCAAUUUCCGAUUGUGUCGAGUUCAUCCACAACUGUGUCAUAAACAAGAGUACUGUAGUGUGUCAUUGCAAUGCUGGAGUCUCCAGAAGUGCAACUAUCGUUAUCGCUUAUCUGAUGAAACACAAAGACAUGUCAUUCACAAAAGCGUAUGACUAUGUGAAAGUGAUUCGUCCUUGUAUCCGACCCAACGAUGGGUUCAAGGAUUACCUUUUCUAUGUUUACUCCGCCAAGUGGUG
Messenger RNA from Entamoeba invadens IP1, 584 nucleotides. Its product is annotated as dual specificity protein phosphatase, putative. The record is from RefSeq and is a predicted model, not a curated record. The transcript has a single exon. The annotation marks the transcript as partial. NCBI's taxonomy places the organism in Eukaryota, Evosea, Mastigamoebida, Endamoebidae. Gene Ontology annotation, biological process: regulation of MAP kinase activity; protein dephosphorylation. Gene Ontology annotation, cellular component: cytoplasm. Gene Ontology annotation, molecular function: JUN kinase phosphatase activity.